This is a messenger RNA of Oncorhynchus kisutch (coho salmon), 3647 nucleotides long. Its product is annotated as kinesin-like protein KIF18A. The record is from RefSeq and is a predicted model, not a curated record. The coding region runs from base 226 to 2970 and encodes 914 amino acids. Gene Ontology annotation, molecular function: ATP binding; microtubule motor activity; microtubule binding. The transcript is spliced from 18 exons. NCBI's taxonomy places the organism in Eukaryota, Metazoa, Chordata, Actinopteri, Salmoniformes, Salmonidae. Gene Ontology annotation, biological process: microtubule-based movement.
AACAGGGGGCUUGUUUUUGAAAAGACGCGCUGGUCUUGGGAGAAAAAGUAGCAUUGGCAGUACUUGCUAGCGAGCCACAAUUGCAAAUGUCAAAUAAUUAUAGUCAAAGGUAGACUGUGGUUGUAUUAUACUUCGCUCCAGAACAUAAGUAAUGUUUAUGAUGUAUUUUACAACUCGCAGCACUUGCUGUUUUCGCUCGGAGAUCAAUACACAAUAAGAAGAGUCAUGGACGUGUGCAGCCAUGUCAAAGUGGUUGUUCGUGUGCGGCCAACUAAUGACAAUGAGAAGUGCGAGAACUUCAGAAAUGUGGUCCAAGUUGUGGACAACCACAUGCUAAUAUUUGACCCCAAGGAACAGCAAAUUACAUCUUUCGGGGGACCAAGAGUUCAAAACAGAGAUGUCAACAAGAGAGUCAAUAAGGACCUGAAAUUUGUCUUUGAUAAUGUUUUUGGGGAAGAUUCUUCUCAGGUGGAUAUCUUUGAGAACACCACUAAAAGGAUACUUGAUGGAGUGUUGAAUGGCUUUAACUGUACAGUCUUCGCUUAUGGCGCAACAGGAGCAGGCAAGACACACACCAUGUUGGGCUCAAGCAAUGACCCGGGUGUGAUGUAUCGCACCAUGACAGAGCUCUUCAACCGUAUGGAUCAAGUCAAGGAAGAGAAAAUAUUCGAUGUAGCAUUUUCUUAUCUUGAGGUCUAUAAUGAGCAGAUCCGGGACCUCUUGGCUAAUGUGGGCCCACUUGCAGUGAGGGAGGACCCAUCGAAUGGAGUGGUUGUCCAAGGCCUUACUCUGCACCAGCCUAAGUCUGCUGAGCACAUCCUUGAAGCUUUGGAUUAUGGCAAUCGGAAUAGAACGCAACACCCCACUGACAUGAAUGCCACCUCGUCACGGUCCCAUGCUGUAUUUCAGAUUUACUUGAAGCAACAGGACAGGACGGCCAGCCUUAAUCCAAAUGUCCGUGUGGCCAAAAUGAGCCUGAUUGACCUCGCUGGCUCCGAGCGAGCAAGUGGCACUAAUGCAAAGGGAGCACGUCAACGGGAAGGCGCUAACAUCAACCGUUCACUCCUUGCCCUGGGAAAUGUCAUCAACGCUCUGGCUGACCCUAAGCAGAGUAAGAAAGCCCACAUUCCAUACAGGGACAGCAAGCUAACACGACUACUUAAAGAUUCUCUUGGCGGGAACUGCAGGACGGUCAUGAUUGCCAACAUUAGCCCCUCCUCCAAAUCUUAUGACGACACCCACAACACACUGAAAUACGCCAACCGGGCCAAAGAGAUCAAAUCAUCGCUCAAGAGGAAUGUUGUCAGCUUGGACAGUCACAUCGGCCAGUAUGCAGUGAUAUGCGAGAGGCAGCGAGAAGAGAUCAUUCAGUUGAAGAAGAAGUUGAAAGAGUAUGAGGAGAGGAAGAUGGACCCUCUUGUUCCUGGAGUCUCUAAUACCAUUUCCAGUCAGAACCAAACAGAGAUUCACAGGGUGUCAGAGUCCCUACAGAGCAUUUUCUCCAGCCGUACUCAGAUCAGGAGGGAGCACCUUGUUCUGGAGCGGCAGCUCAAGGAGAACGAGUUACGUCAGCGUCACAGCGAGGAGUGCAACCAGCAGGCCCAACUCUUCAGUGCCAAAGACAAGACUGAGAAGGCCACCUGCAAGCACGAGCGCAAGCUGGCUUCCCUGCUCACACAGCAGCAGCACAUCCGCAAGAGUCUGAAGGAGGUUGAGCUGUGCUUCCUUGAGAAUGAGGGCUGGCUGCACCGCGUGGAGAAUGACGUGAAGCUACUGGGACAGGACUCCCAGCCACCAGUGGUACUCCAGAAGGACCUUCGCUGCCACAGGCUCCAGCUACAGGUAGAGGACCUCAAGCAGCACAUUGAGCAAAUUACCCACCUCAUCGGCAUCCAGGACCAGGAGAACAAACAGACUAAAAAAAUGGUGCACAUGCUGCUGCCUGCCUACAGCAGACAGUACUGGACGCUGAGGGGGUCGGGCCUGGUCACAGCUGCCGAUGAGGCUGAGAACCAGGACCUGGAGCACCUGGUCCUCAGAGAGAGGGGUGUGGUGUGGGCCGAUCAGGAGAAAGCAGGGGAGCAGAAGGACGAGGAGACCCAGGCUGAGGGUUCCAGGCUUAGGCCAGAGCUCGUACCCAUCCUGUCAUUUUCACACCUCAUCUGUCCCCAUCAAAACAGUCCCUGCAGUAGUGCUGAGAAACAUAAGAGGAGAGUCUCGCUGCGCCUUCAACCCAAUCCAUCAUGGAAAGGCCCAGCAGCCCAGGUGACAGUGAUGGAACCCAUUCCCAAGAAACAUACCAGGAGGAAGCUGGCAGUGUCUCCACCAAACCCUAGGAGUGUUGCCUCAGCGCAGGUUCCCAUGGUCCUCCAGGAGGUUUUAAGACAGGGGAUGUUUCCACUGCUCUACACUCCAGAGGCCAGCAGUACACUCAACAGGCCUUCACUCCUGCCUCUCCAGCACUAUGCAGUCAAUGACCCCAACAUGACAUUUGACAUUGAAGAUGAAGACAAUGAAUCAGCUCUUGCCAACGCUACCGUCGUCCUUUACCAAUGUAGCCCCAAUCAUCAAGCGGUGUCUUCGUGCCCCUUGAGUCCAAGCCAACAGCAGGCUCCCCGAGCCAAUGACAUGAGUAAACCCCCCAAAAGACUGGAGAUACCGUCUCUGUUGGACAUCCGACAUGGCAAGACCUACAUGGCCAUGACUUCGGCUGUGCAGGGCAAACGCAAAAUGAAUUGCAGCAGCAGAGAGCAGGAAAUCCUUUCAGCACCCAAGCACAUAAAGCAGGACCCCACAGUAGUAGCAAGACCACUAAGAGUGCGUCUUUUUGCUGGGUCAGAGGAGAACAAGCCCAGAAGAGUUAUGAGGAGUGUUUCUGAGGGGAAUCUUCACCUCAUGGAUGUUCAGAGGAAAAAGUCCAUAUUCUAUAAAACCUCCGAGAAAUUCAAGAGUGUGACAAAGAGGAUGUGAGGCCUGCUUUUGACCAGAUGUUGCUGAUGUCAUGUAGAAAUUAGGGAAUCGUGUUUAGAUGUGGAGAGAGAAAUUAAAUCCUAUGGAUUUCUUGGAUAGUUUUUGCUUGAAUUGUGUAUGAUUCUGAACUUGUUCUUAGUUUUAUUUUUGGUUUUAGAAUUCUUGUUUUUACAUUUUUAUUUCCUACAUUAACAUUUGUUGUACAGAUAAUUUGCUAUUGUUAUUUAGUAAUAAAAUGUUUAGUUAACGAGUAAUGUAUGUGGUUGGUUUUUGACAUGAAUAAUUCAACUCGUCUAAUUUUUUCUCAAAUGGUUCUUUUCUGGGCUUUUCCCUGUUUAGUAUACAUAUAUUUCCUUUCAAUGUAAAAUUGAACAGAAGGGGUAGAUUGAGUUAUCAGACAUGCAGUUUUACUGUCAAGUCAUGUGAAUGCUGUUGAAAUGGAGACUUGUGAUGUUUGUUCAUUCUGCUUGUAACCCAUCUGUAUAGGGAAACUCAUUCACCUGUGGAACUUUUUUCACUGUUCAAUAUCAGGCUACACAUCAUAAACAGAAAUGUAGGGCUCAUUAAAUAUUAGGUCAGAAUGUUGAACAGUGUUAAGAAUUCCAACUCACUGAGAGCUGUAUUGAGCCCCAUCUAGUUGCCGCUCUUAAGUAAAUACAUUUGUUUUCGAGCAGCUC